Pyrgilauda ruficollis (rufous-necked snowfinch) is the source of this 406-nucleotide messenger RNA. RefSeq names its product chromodomain-helicase-DNA-binding protein 2-like. Lineage: Eukaryota; Metazoa; Chordata; Aves; Passeriformes; Passeridae. The transcript is spliced from 2 exons. The coding region runs from base 89 to 376 and encodes 95 amino acids. The record is from RefSeq and is a predicted model, not a curated record.
AAAAUGUUCAUGUCCUUCUAGGAACCUAUGGAUAUUUGUGUCAAAAUUCACAGAAUUUGAUGCCAGAAAACUACACAAGCUCUACAAGAUGGCUCAUAAGAAAAGAUCACAGGAAGAGGAGGAGCAGAAGAAGAAGGAAGACAUGUCCAGCAUGAAGAAGCCGUUCCGCCCAGAGCCUUCGGGCUCCAGCCGUGAUUCCGUGAUGUCCCAGUCCCACGUGCCUCACAAUCCUCAUUCCCAGAAGAUCCACAUGCCCCCUUCCCACACCCAGCAGCAGAUGCACGGGCACCCCCGGGACAACUACGGCCAUCCAAACAAGAGACAUUUCAGCAACACAGGUGAGCGCUGGCCGGCCAGGAGAAACCUUCCCUUGUGACCUAAUGCUCCUGGACACAAAUCCUGCUGG